This is a messenger RNA of Pangasianodon hypophthalmus (striped catfish), 2830 nucleotides long. It is a transcript of the gene cmklr2, whose product is annotated as chemerin chemokine-like receptor 2. The record is from RefSeq and is a predicted model, not a curated record. Gene Ontology annotation, molecular function: G protein-coupled receptor activity; complement receptor activity. Gene Ontology annotation, biological process: phospholipase C-activating G protein-coupled receptor signaling pathway; inflammatory response; complement receptor mediated signaling pathway. The coding region runs from base 789 to 1859 and encodes 356 amino acids. The transcript has 3 exons. Lineage: Eukaryota; Metazoa; Chordata; Actinopteri; Siluriformes; Pangasiidae. Gene Ontology annotation, cellular component: plasma membrane.
GAAAUUAAUUUAUUUAAAAAAGAAUAAUCUAUGAAUCUAAAAAUGAACUUAACUAAUAUUUACUGUAUUUCCAUCUUAAUGGUCUAAGGUGGUCUUUGCUUAAUUGCAACCCUCAAUAUUACAAGCUUCCACUAUACUGUGUUCAAUGUUUCAGGCUGAAUUAUUUUUUAAUUUGGUGAUCUCACAUGAUCAGCACACAACUGUUGUGUUACCCAAUUUACAAAAAAAUCAUGCAGCAAGUCAGAAGGCCACUUCCCCAUCUAGUAUAAAUAAACAGAUUACACACUUAACACUAUUUAGAACAGCAAGUGCUCCAGUCCACAGUAAGAACACAUUCACAAAAAAACACACAUGCAUGAAAGUGUUUAAAGUGAGUGAUGCAUGAUGUUUGAAUAAGGGUUAGUCAUGAGCUGGGAGGGGAGAAUGUAUUGACUGUGUGGGUGACCUGUGGCAGAGAUUUUUCCUGACUGUGGGGAGGGGGGAGCUGAAUGACAUAAACAUUCAUGAAACUCAUAGGAGGAGUGGCACAGUAGGAGGAGACAGGAAGACAGGAUGGGGGGAUGAUUAGCAAAGGGACACUUGGUGUGAAUCCUGCACUGAUAUACACACUGAUAUACAAGAGUUGACUCUGUGGCCGAGCCCAUUUUUGUGGAGAGAAGUGGUAACACCCAGCAGGGAGGGAAAAUCUGCAGAACUAUUAAAAGCCAGGAGUGAAUCAGAACUGUGGAUUAGUGCAGAACUGUCGAGCUACUACACACACGCGACUGUCAUAUAAUUUCUUCUCUACAAUGAUGGACCUGGAGGAAACCGAUUAUGGCAAUGUCUCUUAUGAAUAUAUGGAGUACGGGGACUUUGAGGAGAUGAAAGGAGAGACUUAUGUCCAGAAGGAAACUCUGCAUAUUAUUUCUGUGGUCAUCUAUUCCUUAGCGUUUGUGAUUGGCGUAACUGGGAAUGGCAUUGUGAUCUGGGUCACUGCUUUCAAAAUCAAACGGACAGUUAACAGUGUGUGGCUGCAGAACCUUGCUAUUGCUGAUUUUGUGUUCGUCCUUUUCCUGCCUUUCUCCAUUGACUAUGUGCUGCGUGACUUUAAUUGGAUCUUUGGCUGGGCAAUGUGCAAGCUGAACUCUUUUGUGUGUACAAUGAACAUGUUCGCUAGUGUGCUGUUCCUCACUGUGCUCAGUCUGGACCGCUACAUUUCUCUCGUGCACCUUAGUUGGUACCAAAGGUUCCGUACGGUGCAGCGAGCCUGGGGUGUCUGUGCAUUGACCUGGGUCAUGUCCAGCCUCCUAAGCAGUCCAGCUCUAAUAUUUAGAGAAACACUACACUAUCACAAUAAGGUUGUGUGUUUCAACAACUUCCAUGAUGAGGAUGCACAUGUUAGUAAGGUGAGACACAUUUCUAUGGUGACUCUCCGCACCGUAGUUGGCUUCCUCCUGCCAUUCCUCACCAUCAGUGUGACUGCCAUAUUAUUGGCUAGAAAGAUGAAGAAGUUUGGCAGUAUACGCUUCUCCAGCUUCUCCAAAAUGAUCUCAGCAGUCAUUGUGGCUUUCUUCCUGUGCUGGGCGCCGUUCCACACCUUUAGCCUAAUGGAGCUCACUUUGCACCACUCAUUCUCGCUGGGUCAUGUCCUGACUGUGGGCUUCCCUCUGGCCACCAGCCUGGCUUUCUUCAACAGCUGCAUCAACCCCAUACUCUAUGGGCUGUUCAGUAAGAACGUGCGGGCGAUUGUCAAGGGUUCCUGCAUAAGCCUCACUAAGAAUUCUCUGAGAGAGCUCAGCCACAACCUAUCUGCCACUGAGACAGCUUCGCUUCCACCCAGCUGCUCACCUGAAGAACCCUCUGCCUACACUAGUGUCUGAAGGACGAGCUCUAGCACAUCAGUAAACAAACUUGCUAACUUCUUCAACAUUUGUGAUAAGACUUUACGUAUGUACAUGCUUUAGAAAUCUGAACAUAUAGAAGAAUCUUAAUUUUAUAUGUAAUCUAUUUUUGCACGUUAAAAAAACAUAAGGAUCUUAAAACUUAGAACUUCUCUUUUAUUUCACACAAGGCUAAUACCAGGGAUUAAAUUAUUUUUAUAAUUUGCUUUCUCUGGAGCUGGUUUUGUUUGGGUGCCAGAGAAUAAUGAAUAUAAAUUUCUCAGAGUGGAAAGCAUGAGCAAGUUUUGUCCCAACCACAUCUCUCAGACUUGGUGAAAGUAGAAACCAAAAAUAAUAUUUAUUUAUUUGACAGAAAUGACAGCACAGUUUCUACUUCAUAUACCUUUGGUUAUUUUUAGAUCAAUUUAAUUAAUAUUGACUUUAAAAAUACUUUAUGUUACUCCGCAGCAUGCUGUAUAUGCUUUUGGCCUGUCAGGUUAGAUGCAGUUCAUGACAAACAGAAAAAAGUAUUCCCUUGUUUUUGUCUUUUAAUUGAACCAAUAUUUGGAUAUAUUGGACCAAAAUAUUAUUGUUGACGAUACCACGAUUGUUCUUUGCAAACUGCAGUCAUGGAGCAUUAAAAUCCCCCAUAUUAUUAUUAUUAUUAUUAUUAUUUUAUUUUAUUUUUUUUUUUUACUGAAUCUGAGUAACAAGCUAAAUAACAAGUAUUAUAACAGCUACGCUGCAUAUUGCUCACACUUCCAGAUUUGGACUGUGUGCUUUAGAUGUUUGUCAAGAAAAGUUUAUUCAUAAGGAACUCAUAAAAUUUCAUACUGUUUUUUACAAAAUAUUUUUACACUGGAGAGGGCUGUGAGAGGGUUACGAAGCAGAAAGCAAGAAAUUUUCUUGACAUAUUUCUGGAUAUGUAGCUGCUGAUUUGCUUUGUCUUAAUAAAUAUACUACUAAAUAUA